Messenger RNA from Dovyalis caffra, 459 nucleotides. Lineage: Eukaryota; Viridiplantae; Streptophyta; Magnoliopsida; Malpighiales; Salicaceae. The record is from the annotation of a GenBank genome assembly.
AUGGCUGAUGUGGAUCCAGAGGUGGCUGCAGCAGGACAGCCAAAGAAGAGAACAUUUAAGAAGUUUAGCUUCAGGGGUGUUGAUUUGGAUGCCCUUCUUGACAUGUCCACCGAUGAGCUUGUCAAGCUCUUCAAUGCACGUGCUCGCAGAAGGUUCCAGAGGGGUCUGAAGAGAAAGCCUAUGGCUCUCAUUAAGAAGCUCCGGAAGGCGAAAAGGGAGGCCCCGGCUGGGGAGAAGCCUGAAGCUGUCCGCACACACUUGCGUAACAUGAUCAUUGUACCCGAAAUGAUUGGAAGCAUUGUUGGAGUGUACAAUGGCAAGACAUUCAAUCAGGUUGAAAUCAAGCCUGAAAUGAUUGGACAUUAUCUUGCUGAGUUCUCAAUCUCAUACAAGCCUGUUAAGCAUGGUAGACCCGGUAUUGGUGCUACCCAUUCAUCUAGGUUCAUUCCUCUUAAGUGA